Molecule: messenger RNA, 1624 nt
Organism: Drosophila teissieri
Lineage: Eukaryota; Metazoa; Arthropoda; Insecta; Diptera; Drosophilidae
Product: innexin inx6
Exons: 2
Coding region: 89-1516 (475 amino acids)
Biological process (GO): phototransduction
Cellular component (GO): plasma membrane; gap junction
Molecular function (GO): gap junction channel activity
Source: RefSeq, a predicted model, not a curated record
CCGUAUUGUCACACAAAAGUCAGGACAGCCGAACAAUUUCGAGCCCAAGUAAGCCGGAUCCCAAUCGAACCACUGGAAUCCGGGAACGAUGUACGCCGCCGUGAAGCCGCUGUCCAACUACCUGCGCCUGAAGACCGUGCGCAUAUACGACCCGAUCUUCACGCUGCACUCCAAGUGCACCAUCGUCAUCCUGCUGACCUGCACCUUCCUGCUCUCCGCGAAGCAGUACUUCGGGGAGCCGAUCCUGUGCCUCAGCUCCGAGAAGCACACGGAGUACGUGCAGUCCUACUGCUGGACCAUGGGCACCUACAUCCUGCCGGCGGAGGCCGAGCGCGAUGACACCAGCAGCUGGUCCUUCGCCUUCUACUCACCCACGGGCGCCGCCGAGGCCUUCAACCUGAGCAGCCUGCGCGCCCUGGUGGCCCAGAAUGAGCAGUACGCCCGGCUCAUCUCGAUCGCCGAGGGCGUGGGCCCGGAGACGCGUGGCGUCACCAAGCGGAUGUACCUGCGCUACUACCAGUGGGUCUUCAUGAUCCUGCUCUUCCAGUCGCUGCUCUUCUACUUCCCCUCGUUCCUGUGGAAGGUGUGGGAGGGCCAGCGCAUGGAGCAGCUGUGCUGCGAGGUCGGCGACGCGCUCAUCCUGGAGGUCACCUACCGCACCCGCCUCCAGAUGCUGACCAGAUACUUCCGCGCCCAGUUCGCCCCCAUCCACUGCUGCUACUCCAUCAAGUACGCCUUCUGCGAGCUGCUCAAUCUGCUCAUCAGCAUCCUGAACUUCUGGCUGAUGGACGUGGUGUUCAAUGGGUUCUGGCACAAGUACAUCCACGCCCUGGCCGCCAUACCCGUGUACGACUGGAACCUCUGGAACCUGAUGACGUCGCGCGUCUUUCCCAAGGUGGCCAAGUGCGAGAUGUUCGUCUACGGGCCCAGUGGCACCCCCAACGUCCUGGACAUCCUGUGCGUGCUGCCGCUGAACAUCCUGAACGAGAAGAUCUUCGCCGUGCUGUACGUGUGGUUCCUGUUCAUCGCGAUGCUGGCCACGAUCAACAUCCUCUACCGCCUGCUGCUCAUCUGCUGCCCGGAGCUGCGCCUCCAGCUGCUGCGCACCCACCUGCGCGGCAUGCCCAAGGCGCACGUGCGGGAGGUCCUGGCCAGCGCAGGAUACGGCGACUGGUUCGUGCUCAUGUGCGUGAGCAUCAACGUCAAUCCCUCGCUGUUCCGCGAGCUCCUCGAGCAGCUCUACGCCAAGCAGAAGCAGGCGCGGUCCACGGAGAACGUAUUCGCGGAGGCCAAGCCUCCUUCCCAGCAACUCUCGCAUCCCUCCCAGACCAAGCUGGACAGGAGUCCCAGUCGCAACUGCAGCCUCUCGCUCGAUCCCAUGGCCGAUCGCCACUCGAUGGGCUCCCUAAGCAGUCACCGGCUGGGAGCGAUGCCCACGGCUCCGACCCUCAACUUGAUGGCGCCCAACGACGAGAUCAUCAGCAUGGAUCGCUUCUACCACGAGAGCCACGCAUAGAGUGCCCACUGUUUGCCAGUCAACUUUCUACUAUUUACUACCAAUUUAAUCAAAUGAGCUUUAAUAAGUCGAAUUAAGCACAAGUGAUUUUCAAUUAACUAGGUUAAU